AUGCGGCAAAAGGCAUUCUUUGGUGCUGGGGUGAUGUGGAGUGUGGAAGAGGGAGGAUUGGAGGGGGCAGGUGGGGAGGGGAGUGGUGGUGAUAGUGAUGAGAGUGAUUCUCGGGAGGGUGAGUAUGACGAGGGGUCGAGCUCAGAAGAGGACAAGGACGACAACACGCUGGGCUUUUCAAGAAAGUUCCAUGUCUCUGCCUCUGCUGCUGCCGCUGCUGCUGCCUCUCCUCACACAUCUGGCAUUCAAAGUGCCACCAGCGCCACUCCUUUCAACCAGAGAGCCUAUGCCUCCUCCCCUGCCCACUCAGCCCUCUCUCGUCCCUCCCCUUCACGGUCCAACUUCACCUCCUCCCCAGUCCAUGCCUCCUAUGCUAAUUCACCUGCCCAGGCUGCCUUCUCUUCUUCUCCUGCCCAGGGUGCCUUUCCUUCCACUUCAAUUGCCAGAAGCGCCUCCUCUGGGACUGCCACCCCUGCUGCUUCUGCUGCAGUGGCCCUCAGGAGUGUGAUGAAGGGAUCGAUCACAAGCCCUCAUGGAAGAGAGACGCUGCUGCGCAGUAGUGCAAGCGAAAGCGGCAGCAGUCGAGGUGAUGGUGGUGGUGACAGUGGGGAGAUGGCUAUUGAGAGCAAGAAUGACCAGACAGAAAAUUCAGGUGCUGGCUCAUCCACCACACUACCCUCGGUGAGCCCGCCAUCACCCUUGUCAGUCGCAGGCUCCUUCACCUCCUUUCUACAUGCUCGCAACAACCGCCCUGCCACGCCGUCAGACUGCGCGAGCGAGAAAGCAUUUCACAAGCAGCGGGAUAUAAUUCCUCUUAACGCGGAUGACGAAUUCGAGGAAGAUGAUGAUAAUAUCGAUGCGGAUCUUAACGCGGCUGUCAUGGACAUCAAGGGCGCCGAAGACAGUGAAGAGGAGGACGAUGACGAGGAUAUUGACGAGGACGUGGAGGCAGAUAUGCAGCUCUCGGGCCUUGCUGCUAAAAUGGAGAAACAGGCCAAGUACCUGAGGAUGAAGCUUGGGGGUGUUAAGGAGGAUGAGGAGGACGAGGAGGAGGAGGAGGAGGAGGAGGAGGAAGGGGAGGGGGCGCUUUGGGGGCAGAAGAAGCGGGAGUACUACAGCGCGGAUAACGUGGAUUAUGAGAAACGGGAGUACGACAGUGCGGAUGAUGUGGAUUAUGAGAAAGAGGCUUAUAACGGGUCUGCUCCUAAACCCUCUGUGAAGGAUGCGAGUCUGCUGACAAAGGAGGAGCAGAUGGCUGCGCUGAUGAGUGACGCCCCAGAGCUGGUGGGUCUACUGUCGGAUCUCAAAACAACUCUCAAGGAGCUCAACACCAAAGUGCUGCCGCUGCUGCAGCAGGUGCGGGAGGGAGAGUACGCGACCGAAAAUGGAGUAUCUUACCUGGAGGCAAAGCACGGGUUGCUGCUGCACUACUGCUGCUGCCUGCUCUUCUUCCUGCUGCUCAGAGCAGAGGGCAAACCAGUCAGGGACCACCCCGUGGUCUCUCGCCUCGUGGAGCUUCGAUUGUUCCUGGAAAAGAUUCGUCCUAUUGACAAGAAACUGCAGUAUCAGAUCGAGAAGCUUCUCAAGCUAGCCUCCUCGGCCAAUCGCAGCGCGACACCUGGCAAGCAGUCCGCGGCAGCAGCAGAGGCCACGGCAGGAGGCUCACUAGACGACCUGAAACACCGUCCCAACCCGAACCUCCUAGUGUCAAAACUCGGGGGAAGUGGCGGCGAUGGGGGAGAGGCCAGCAGGCAGACGCAUCGAUCGAGGGAUGGGAGGGAUGAGGAGAGGGAGAUGCGGGAGGCGAGGAGGCGCGCUGCUAGGAGCGCGUUUGUGAAGGAACUGGCUGAAGACGUGGAGGGACGGCCAAGAGAGAUGCGAGUGGAGGGAGCGAUGACGAUGAUGGUUGAGGGCAAGGAGAUGGCGAGGGAGGUGGAGCGGCUGAGAGAGAGGGAGGGAGCAUCUGAUGCUAACUCACACUUGCAUGCUCUCGUUCCCUUCCCCCUCCUUCCCAUGCAGAUGCGGGUGGAGGGCGCCUCGACUAUGAUGGUGGAGGGCAAGGAGAUGGAGAGGGAGGUGGAGCGGCUGAGAGAGAGGGCUGCAGCGGAGGAGCGCAUGUUCUCACGCGUGCCUCUGAACCGUGGGGAGAAGCAGCGACUUAAAGCCCUCAAGAGGAGCCAGAACAUGCUGGCCGGUAUGCUGGAUGAUUUUGACGAUGAUAUUGCGGGCAUCAUGGCAGCAGGGGAGGAGGGGGGCGCUCAGGCAGGCCUCACAGGACCAGCAGGAGGCGCAGCAGAGCGGGGAGGGAUAGGAGGGUUGACGAGUGCUGGGAUGCUGGAGUCGCUGCUGCGGCCGCGCAAGCUGUCAGAGGCGAUUCACGAGGCUGGCAAGAUGACUUCAGUCAGGGGAGCACCAGGCAAGGUGAUAUCUGGCGAUGCUGAUCUCCCCUUGAAGCCCGACCUGGGUGAGCGCCGCCGAGCCUACGAGGCAGGCGUGGUGGCGAAGCAGGUCCGGAAGCGAGGCCCGGAAGACCUAAGGUUCGACCAAGGAGACGAGGACGGAGGGGAGAGAGAGGGAGGGGAAGGAGGGGAGGAGGACGAGUUUUACGCUGAGGCUCGGAAGAUGCAGGAGGCUCGGCGGUCCGCCAAGGCUGCCAAAUACUCCUCCUCUGGCCUCAUUCCUGAAGCAGAGCCAUCAGUGGACGAGGAUGGGCGCCGGCAAAUCACCUCCCAGAUUGAGAAGAAUCGCGGCCUGACAGCACACCGCAACAAGGCUGUCAAGAACCCGCGCAAGAAGUACAAGCUCAAGCAUGCGAAUGCUGUGGUUCGACGCAAGGGCCAGGUGCGUGAUGUCAAGCGUGAAACUGCUCCUUAUGGCGGUGAAUCGACGGGGUUGAUUUGGACGGAGGGAGGUUCCGAGCAGCUCGGAGCUCUGCUCGAAGGAGGGAGUGUUUACCGAGAGAGAUUCGUCAUCAGGUGUUACGAAGUCGGCGUUCAUAAGACCGCGUCUAUAGAAACUAUCGCCAAUUUAUUGCAGGAGGUGGGGACCAAUCAUGCUCACAGCGUUGGGUUUUCUAAGGACGGCCUGGCAACCACGCCAGGCAUGCUGAGACAUAACUUAAUAUGGGCAACAACUCGGAUCCACAUCGAGAUGUACAAGUAUCCAACCUGGGGAGAUGUCGUUGAAAUUGACACGUGGUGUCAGUUAGAGUCAAACAUAUUGACACGGAGAGACUGGAUCAUUCGGUUGUCAAACUCUGGUGACGUCAUUGGCCGAGGCACCAGUUCCUGGGUGAUGAUGAAUUCCAAAACACGUCGUUUGGCUCGAAUUCCGUCUGAUGUGUGGGAGGAGAUUAUUGUUCACUGCCCUAAUCCUUCCCUGUAUGCUCUUCCUCCGGACGCGGUGGACAAGUUGCCGAAGCUCAAAGAGCCCGCUGACCAUUCCAAAUCGAGUCUCUGUGCCAGAAGAAGUGACUUGGACAUGAAUCAGCAUGUCAACAAUGUUACUUACAUUGCAUGGAUGCUCGAAAGUUUGCCUCAGGAUCUUGUUGACAGCUCGGAGCUGGCUCAAAUAAGCAUUGAGUAUAGGCGAGAAUGCAGUCAGAAUGACAUGGUGGAGACACUGGCCAGUCACACAGUGCCAGCCGCCAAACCAGAGGCCAUCAAACAGUGCACCACCACAGAUGGGGUCCUUUUGUCGAAGGAAUCCGAGGAGGCAAAAGGUGUCUGCUUGUUAACGCUGGUGGAGCGAGAGAGCCCUGAAGAGCUUCAGCACUUUUCGCACAUCCUGCGGCUUCAGGAUAGCAAGAAAGAGAUCAACAAGGGUCACACAGUGUGGCGCAAGAGGAGAUAA
Molecule: messenger RNA, 3852 nt
Organism: Closterium sp. Yama58-4
Lineage: Eukaryota; Viridiplantae; Streptophyta; Zygnematophyceae; Desmidiales; Closteriaceae
Source: the annotation of a GenBank genome assembly